Molecule: messenger RNA, 782 nt
Organism: Heteronotia binoei (common prickly gecko)
Lineage: Eukaryota; Metazoa; Chordata; Lepidosauria; Squamata; Gekkonidae
Gene: RIPPLY1
Product: ripply transcriptional repressor 1
Exons: 4
Coding region: 1-582 (193 amino acids)
Biological process (GO): negative regulation of transcription by RNA polymerase II; embryonic pattern specification
Cellular component (GO): nucleus
Source: RefSeq, a predicted model, not a curated record
AUGGCGAGAGCCAGGGAGUCAGAGGAGGGCACCAAGGGCUCAGCUAUGGAAGAUUCUUUGAACUGCCUGACACUCACUGGUUCUGUUAGGAGGACCCUUCAGCUCUUGGAAUCCAAGAACCAUGCCCAGGAUCCAAGAGAAGGUAGAAGUAUGGGGACCAGGCAGCUAUCAGAUGUAAAUGCUGUCCCUGAAUCAUUUCGUCUGACUCUCAGUGUCUCGUUUCCUGUUUGCCACAGGCCCUUUGCACUAUGGAGGCCAUGGCUGCCCAACCCACAGAAGGUCACCAAAGAAGCUAAGACACAGGAGAGCCCAGCCUACAGUGAAGGUUACAAGAUAAGCAAGGAGCAGCUUACAUCAUUCCGACAUCCUGUCAGGCUCUUUUGGCCCAAAUCAAGAUCCUUUGAUUAUUUGUACGCAGAGGGUGAGAAACUGCUGGAGAACUUUCCAGUCCAGGCGACCAUUAGCUUCUAUGAGGACUCUGAGGAAUCAGGCAGUGACAGGGAAGAUGAUGAAGUAGAGGAGGACAAGGAACAGAGGUCUGGAACAGCCCCUUUUCUCCAGAAGUCUAGCUGCCCUCCCUAGAGAGUAGGGCUCACCUGACUCUAGAAGCCUACCGUGACUGAGCCCUUUCCCAUGUUGCUGACUGAAGCAGCACUAAAUAUUGACUGCACUGAUGUCAUGUUUACCUCCCAUGUGUUGCCAUUUUGCUGAACAAUUGUGGCAUCUCAUGCUCAAAGGAGACUCUCUGGCUGGCAUGCUGGAAGUAGGGUAAACACUUAUAA